GUCAAACUCACUCGACGGAAAGUGGCUCUCUUGACAAGAUCGAAAACACUAGAAGCUUUUGUUGAAUUUUGUACAAAACAGACAAAAUGCCUAAAGUAAAGAGGAGCCGAAAACCGCCUCCUGACGGAUGGGAACUCAUUGAGCCCACUUUGGACGAGUUGGAUCAGAAAAUGAGAGAAGCUGAAACGGAGCCUCACGAAGGAAAGCGAAAGGUGGAAUCUCUCUGGCCCAUUUUCAGGCUCCACCAUCAGCGCAGUCGAUACAUCUUCGACCUCUUCUACAAGAGAAAAGCCAUAAGCAGAGAAUUAUAUGAUUACUGUAUAAAAGAAGGCUACGCAGACAAGAACCUGAUUGCCAAGUGGAAGAAGCAGGGCUACGAGAACCUGUGCUGCUUGCGAUGCAUUCAAACACGAGACACCAACUUUGGAACAAACUGCAUUUGCAGAGUCCCUAAAAGCAAGUUGGAAGUUGGAAGGAUCAUUGAAUGCACUCACUGUGGAUGCAGAGGAUGUUCUGGCUAGACGGAAGUUUUUGGACUCAUUGUUUUUCUGUUUUACAUCAGGACUCAUCCUGCCUUCACUCUAAUAACCCUGAAGAAUUUUUAAUUUCCUUCAUCUGCAUCUGAAACACUCAGUUAUCACCAUCCUCAGCUGUCUUUAAAGGGGAUCAACUUUUUUUAAAUAUUUUAUGUUUAAAGACAUUAGAACAACGGGGAGUAAACAACUGAGACCAUGUUGGUUAGUUUUUCUUCAACAAUUAAGAGUUUAAAGCAGGAAGAUAAAUGUUUGAGUCAGAUCUGUCAUUCCAGCUUGUUAUUCCCACCGUCAAGGUCAGUUCUGAUGAUGUCUUUUUGUUUAUUGGAAAGGAUUUUUUUUUUUUACAUUACUGCUUUAAAUCAUAAUGCUACCAACCUGAUUAGGAUUUUGAAUAAAACAUUUCAGAUGCA
Molecule: messenger RNA, 946 nt
Organism: Nematolebias whitei (Rio pearlfish)
Lineage: Eukaryota; Metazoa; Chordata; Actinopteri; Cyprinodontiformes; Rivulidae
Gene: bud31
Product: BUD31 homolog
Exons: 4
Coding region: 87-521 (144 amino acids)
Biological process (GO): mRNA splicing, via spliceosome
Cellular component (GO): spliceosomal complex; nucleus
Source: RefSeq, a predicted model, not a curated record